GACGUUUGAGGAGAAUACUUGCAUUUGGGGGUUUACACUGGUGAACGAUUGCGCCGUGUGCGACAGCCACCCGCCGUCUGGAGUGGCGUAGAUAGAUGUAUCGUCUCUAGUGUGAACGAAGAGUAGGUGUCGCUGCCGCCGUCGAGUCGCAUGACUUAUUGCAAGGGAGAGUUUGGGGUGAGGGACAAUUCUUUUGAAUUAGUUUAGAGAUUUAAUUUUUAAAUUAAUUGAUUUGGGACAUAAAUAAAAUAAUUAAUAUUGAAAUUAGGAGUAAAUAAGGGGCAAUUGGGUCAUUUUACAGCUCAUUUAACGACACCUUAACAGAUAAUUGGAUGGAAAGGUGAAUUCAUUAUAUUUUAAUAUUUGAAGGGUAUGUUUGCGCAAAAAUUUAGUUGAGAAGUAUGUUUGCUAAUUUAUCAUAGUAGAGGGUACAAAAUAAGGUUAAUAGGAAAAGUUGCCCUCUACUAUUAGAUUUUCUCAUGCCCUCUAUUAUGUUUUGCGUCAAAACUACCCCUUUAUUUUGAUGGUGUUCUCAAAUAUGUCAUUCUGUUAUGUUUUCCGCCGAAUUUUCAUUAGCAAUAGCGGUGUAGACACCACAUUUUUUUCGGCAAACACUGUACUUAAAUUCAAAAAGAAAAAUAGUAUAAUGAUAAAUUAAAUAGGAUGCUUGGGAAGAAUUAUUUGAGAUUGCAGUAGCAAGUCAAUAAGUACCAAUGAUUUCCAAGCUUGCUUUUAUCUAAUUCUAGUGAGACUAGCAGUGGCGAGUCGAUAAGCAUCAAUAAUUACCAAGUGCAUUUGAUUCUAUGAUAAAUUAGUUAAGGCUCAUUGGAUUCUAUGAUAAAUUAGUUAAGAUAGCAAUGACAAACUAUCCAACACGGGAUAUAAGAAACAAUAAUUAUGACGUUAGAUUUGCUCAUUGCUAGAAUCGGGUUGGUUAACACCGAGGGAUCAAUUUGAAUAGUGUGUAAGCUUUAUUAAAAAAAAUUGUUUCAUUCACGGUACAUAUAGCUAAUAAUGAAAGAAAAAUAUUAACUAAUAUUAAAUGGGCUCUUACACAUAAAUGCUAACAUAUACUAAAAUAAAACACAUACAAAUGACUCCAAUUAAAUGAAACCCAAUCUGGAUUACAACCCAUAACCUUCCAGCCACAACAACCUGCAAAAAGAAGAGAUUAGUUAGUCCAAGCCCAUGCCAAAGUCAAGGGCAAGUCAGGCCAGAAGUCUGUCCACAGAUUCGGCCCAUCUUUGGUUAACUUGAGUUAAUCAAAGUGAACUAUGGUCAGCUUGAGUCAACCAAAGUCAACUAUGAGUCAACUAGUCUCUACUGUCAAUAUCACAUUUUAAAGGGCAGCUCGAAAAAGAAGAGGACAACCACCUCCUCCAAAAACCAACAGAAUUUAGCCAUCACAAGGAGUGGAUCAGUCCACCACUUCAGGAACAAAUAAAAAGUAGCCAGCCACAACAAAGGAGGGGGAGUUCGUCCAUCUUGGGGAAAGAGAAAAGAGAGGGAUAAGGAGGUCGGUUACAAUCAAAAGAAAGGGAGAGACCUGAUUGGGGGAGUGAUUUUUAAGUCUGGUUCCGAUGAGAGAAAGGGCAUAAUAGAGCAAUAGCAAAAGAGGCUCAAGAACAAGACAAGCAGCAAAGAGACAACAAGCAACAAACAGAAAAUCCACCAAAAGAAUCACUCUUCACAGUUCGAGGUUGGUAUUUCUCAAAUCUAAACACAUCACAUAUUUCAUCAUUUAUGAGGAUAAUAUUAAUGAACAUAGCUGAAAUCAUAAACGAAUUAUCAUGGUAGACCUGAAAUCAAUGUCUUCAUCACAUAUAUAUGAUUGUGUCAUAGAUCUACAUGCUAUGCUAUGGUUGUUUGUUGGUCUAAUCUUGCUUCCACUCACUCUUUAUGAUUUGAAACCAACUCAUGCUAGCAGAUCUACAAUUUAACCUUGAUUAGCCGAUCUUCAUAUUUUCUGUUAGCAUAUCCAAGUAAAUAAAGAAUCAGAUCUUAUCCUUUUUUCUCUUUUGUGCCCCUUAUUAUACAUGAGUUAGUGGUAUUUGUUGUUGUGAUCCGUGUUAUACGCUAGUUACUAAAGGUGAAUAUGUUUGUCUAGAUCUAACUUAAUUGAAUUCCCCACAAGAAAAUCUAUUCCCACUCAUUUGUGAAAAGAGCAAGAUUUAGAGAAAAUCGUAAUUAAGUAGUAGUGAUCUCAAGUUUAUCAAACCUGUAAAAUAUAAGUAUUAAUGUUUUCAAUCAUAUAGUAAAUGAUAGAGAAGUUUCGACUAUCUAUCAAUAAAAAUCACAAGAUAAGAAACCAGUUAAUCGCAAACUAAUAUGUUACUUUAGGUUGUUUUAAGACCCUUUUAAUAGAUAGGACUUAAUAAGAAACAAGUGACCAACAAAAGAAAAACUAAAUAGAAUACAGCUACCCCAAACUCAAGACAUAACCUUAUUCUUUCAUUCUAAAAUCACAAGCAAUGGCUGUGACUUUCAGCUAUCUUAAACAUUUUGAUCUAGAUCUUAGCAACACUAGCGAUUUUUUGAAUAUACAGACUCGGCCAGCAAAUUAAGGAAUUAAUUCCUAGCUAAUUAGCACUCAGAACCUGAAACCCAUAAAAACAAAAUUCCAUUUUUGAUGUUUUCCUAUUUAUCAUACAAAGUCGUGAGGUGGGAAGCAUCACCUAGAUUUGGCUCUUUUCCAAACCUAUAAAAAGGAGAAAUAGAGGUCAGAAUCCUUCAGCAGGAAAAAUCAAACAAACCCCUAAAGCGAAGAAACUUAGCUUUAGUGGGCUAUCUUCUUUGUUGCCGGUGAAGACCCACUUCUUCGUCUUGCCAAAAUCAAAACCCCAACACAUAAGGAAAACCAAAAGAAAUAAUCAAAGUCAUGCUCAUAAAAUCGACAAAAAAAAAAAAAAAGUGAGGGCUGGGUUACCAUCCAUCGCAUGCCGUCGCCAGCCGACGCUCGAUCGGUGGAUCGGAAAAUAAAAUAAAAAUAGAAUAUUAGUAGAAUUCAAAUAAAGAACAAAACCCAGAGCCAAAAACAAAAACCCUGCAUGCAAGCCAUAUCUCACCUAGAUUGACUCGCCCGAGAGUAUAAUUUUGGGAUCGUUUUAGGGCUUUCGAUCGCUUUCUUGGCUGGCAGGAGGAAUAAGAGGCGACGAUGGCUAAGGUGAGGAGAUAUUUGUGUCGUUUAUGUUUUUCUAGGUGAGAAGAGGAGAACGAGAAAGAAAGAAGCAGAGGAAGAAUAGAGAGACAGAGAGAGUAGAGCGAGAGGAGGAAUCGAGAGAGUUGGGCGACGUUUAGCUUCAGGUUAGAUUAGGGGUUUUCUUAAAAAAAAAUUAUAUACCCCGUGUUGUGCAAGUACAAAAAUGCCCCUAGCAUCGUCCCAAAACGAAAAACACCAAAAUUAGUUGUUCCCGAAUUUCAAAUUCGUGUGGUAAGGCAUGUACGAGAUCUGUAAGCAGCGGUCGAACCAGUUGGGCUGCUUGCUCAUCACAUUAAUUAGUCCGUUUUGUUUUAUUAUUUAAUAUUCUUAAUACCAAAUUUGAAUGCGGAUUUGGUUAAUCAUAUUUCUUUUCUAAUAUAUCAAAUUUCUUUUAAUAACUGGAAUCCUUAUGUUCUCUUUUCAUAACUUCAUAAUAAUCAAAUUUUAUUAACAAAAAUCUUUAUGACCAGAACCACGAUCAGUGGAAUGUGGUAAAAGUUACAUUUAAAAUUAUCAAAGUUUCAACGAACUAUGUGGACUUUGAUCCCGUGUUACGGGUACGUAGGCAACCGAUAUGGUUCGAGUCCAACUAACCAAUUAACUUUAUCUUAAAAUUGUACGUCAGUGGACGUAUAAUUAAAUUCAACUAGUACGAUAAAAUUAUUUAAUGGUCCAGUGUGACCCUUAAAAUACAAAAUCAUUACUAAAAACACACCCAACACAUUUAAACUUAUCAAGCAUAAGUAGUACCGAUUUCGAGCGUUGUGGGGAUAUUACUUAACUUUCGAUCCACUCCAAGUAAGAUCGAUGGCGACUCCAAAAAGCGAACCCCGACCCGACCCCGAGGAGGCGGUUGUGACAAACGGUACAAAAUUUGGCCCACCAGAGUAGAGAUGUAGAAUGGAAAUAGGUGAGGAAGGGGGACGUUGGGAUCAUCUGCAUGGUGGAAGACGGGAGAGGAAAUUAGUUUCUUUUUUAUUUUGGGUUUAUAUUCAAAAUUUCCUCCCACAAAGAAUUAAGGUUAAUCUAGUCAUUCUAGGUAGGUUUAACAGAAACAUAUUGGAAAAUAUACCUGAAGGCAUGUUUGAGAAAAUAAUUAUAGUAUAGGGGCAAACAUGAUGUGAAAAAUAGUAAGAGAGAAAGUUUGAGAAAAUACAAUAGUAAAGGGUAGUUUAUACUAUUAAACCUACAAAAUACUAUUAACCCUUUAAUUUAAUGAGAAUUUUUUUCCAUAAUCCUCAAAUAGGCUCAACAAUUAAAGGGCUCGUUUUAGGCAAUAGAGUAGUUGAAGGGCUCCUUGAGGAAGAAUGCAAAAGUUUAAGGGAUAACAGCGGGAUAAUUUUUGGAAUUGACAAUUUGCUACCCAGAGAAGUAAAUAAAGGUUCUUUUGACAAAUGCUCGAGGUCUCAGUUUGUUAGGGUUCUCUCUUAACAUUUUUGCGAAAGGUGUUGCAGAGCAGAGUGCAGGAAUCGAAGUCCUUUGAAUUCAAGGAAGCGACGAGAGGAGAGAAAUAAUGGCGCCCAAGAUCUCGCUAAAGCCCAACGACAGCAGGAAAAUGGGUGCCAAUGGCGCAAUAGAGAAAUCGACUGUUGAGUGCUUGAAAAGUGGAGCAUUUGGAUCUUGGAGAAGUCUGAAGUCAUCGCUCCUACGGCUUCAUUCCCCUGAUCAUCGUUAUUGGCAUGAACUUCGAGCCGAAGCCCCCACGUCUACCAGCUACUCAGCCCUAUAUGAUUCAGAUCCCCCUUCAAUCCAUACAUUUAGCUGGUUCACUUCCCUAUCUGUCGAAUAUACACGGCGUGCUUAAGUUAGAAUUGGGCAGAGAUAGUAGUAUGUGAUACCAGUUAUACUAUUAUGCAAUCAUGAUGCUAAUUCUUAAGUUUGUUUGAAUUUGAUUCAGAUACUUGUGGGGGAAUGUUCUAUUUCUACUCUCUGUAACUCAUCUUGCAAUCCACAGAGCUCAAAACCCAAAACCCAUUUGCUUAUAUUUGAACUCUCUUGUAUUAGUUCACUGUCAACAAUUUGAGGGUAAAUGCUUCUUUGUGGAAUUAUUAUGACAAUGUAUUGUGAUUUAGAUGACAAACCAGUCUACUCGGUUGCUACAUUUGAGCUUGCCUUGGAUCUCAAAGGGAUAGGCAUGUCGUAUUUCAUUUAGGUAUGGAGGUAGAGGCAUGUCCGCUUUUCUGUGCUGGCAUCAGUAGGAUUAUGAAGGAAUGGUGGUUAAGCCAAACUCAGUCGAGUAGGUAGACUUAUAAGUGUGGUAGCAUGAAAGGUCUUUCUGAUUGAACUUGUUUUAUUCAAGCAGGGGUGAGAAGGUGAAUCUGGUAGGCGGUAGCCAAGUAGGAUAUCAAAAUUAAGGAUAAUAUGCACG
This is a messenger RNA of Linum trigynum, 5567 nucleotides long. Lineage: Eukaryota; Viridiplantae; Streptophyta; Magnoliopsida; Malpighiales; Linaceae. The record is from the annotation of a GenBank genome assembly.